GGAGGCGGCGUCGCUGGCGCCGCUGCGUGCGGUGUGCUGCGGGGCGGGGGCGCCGGGCGGCCGCGGCGCGGCGGGACCAUGGAGCUCGGAGCGCAGCCCCGGGGCCGGCGGCGGAAUCGCGGACCGUUUUAAUUUUGAUUGCUGUACUAUUGAUACCUGAGCCAAAGUGGUGAUGCUGCCUGAGGGGAAUUUCUGUAACCCAUAAGUCAGCAGUUAUACGAUUGUGAGCCAUGCCUUUAGUGAAGAGGAACAUCGAACCCCGGCACUUGUGCCGGGGGGCCCUGCCUGAAGGGAUUACCAGUGAACUUGAAUGUGUAACCAAUAGUACUCUUGCUGCUAUCAUACGCCAGCUAAGCAGUCUAAGCAAACAUGCUGAAGACAUAUUUGGUGAGCUGUUUAAUGAGGCUAACAACUUCUACAUCAGAGCAAAUUCUCUUCAAGACAGAAUUGAUCGUCUUGCUGUCAAAGUUACCCAGCUGGAUUCAACAGUGGAAGAGGUGUCACUACAGGAUAUCAACAUGAAAAAGGCUUUCAAAAGUUCCACAGUCCAAGACCAGCAGGUGGUUUCAAAGAACAGCCUUCCUAAUCCUGUUGCUGAUAUCUACAACCAGAGCGAUAAGCCACCUCCCCUGAAUAUCCUUACACCGUACAGAGAUGAUAAAAAGGAUGGGCUGAAGUUCUACACUGAUCCUUCCUAUUUCUUUGACCUUUGGAAAGAAAAAAUGCUGCAGGACACAGAAGACAAAAGAAAGGAGAAGAGGCGUCAGAAGGAGCAAAAGCGUAUAGAUGGCACAACCCGGGAGGUGAAAAAGGUUAGGAAGGCCAGAAACAGGCGCCAGGAGUGGAGUAUGAUGGCAUAUGACAAAGAGCUUAGACCCGACAACAGGCUGUCUCAGAGUGUGUACCACGGAGCGUCUUCCGAGGGAUCCCUGUCCCCAGACACUAGGUCACAUGCAUCAGAUGUCACGGAUUACUCUUACCCAGCGACUCCCAACCACUCUCUGCACCCACAGCCCGUGACCCCUUCUUACGCAGCCGGGGACGCGCCACCACACGGGCCAGCAAGCCAGGCCCCCGAGCAUGAGUACCGACCCCCCUCUGCCUCGGCGCGGCACAUGGCCCUAAACAGGCCCCAGCAGCCACCGCCGCCACCCCCACCACAGGCCGCAGAGGGGUCCCAGGCCUCCGCACCCAUGGCACCAGCGGACUACGGGAUGAUGCCAGCACAGAUAAUUGAGUAUUACAACCCCUCAGGACCUCCUCCUCCACCACCACCCCCCAUGAUUCCUUCAGCACAAACUGCUUUCGUCAGCCCCCUCCAGAUCCCCAUGCAGUCCCCCUUCCCUGCCUCUGCCGGCACCUCCUACGCCACUCCUCCUCACCCUCCCACCGCUGGGCUCGUCGUCACAGCCCCACCGCCUCCAGGCCCACCACCUCCUCCACCAGGCCCUCCUGGCGCAGGCUCUUCUCGCUCAUCCUCCCCGAUGCACGGCCCCCCUGCAGCUGAGGCGAAGCGCCCAGAGACAGCACAGCCACCCAUAAGUGACGCUCGAAGCGAUCUUCUCGCUGCCAUUCGAAUGGGGAUUCAGUUGAAAAAGGUGCAAGAACAGCGCGAGCAAGAGGCCAAGCGGGAGCCAGUCGGGAACGACGUGGCCACUAUUCUGUCCAGACGCAUCGCCGUGGAGUACAGCGAUUCCGACGACGACUCUGAGUUCGACGAGAACGACUGGUCCGACUGAGGCGGCGCGCAUGCACAGCGGGGCCACCAGGGGCCACGUGUCGGAAAUGUAUUGAAAAUUUUAAGUGGUCCCAACACCCACAUAGUGGUAUUAUAAUCCUGUAGCGUAGCAACUUUUGUAUUAAUAAUGUGAUAUUGCUUUUGCACAUCCAAAAAUUCUGGGUUUUUUCAGUAUUUACUGUGUAAUACUUAAGUGCCACUAAACAUAGCAAAUUGUGCUGCACCCAAGGAAAUACGCUGUAACUAUCGCAUUGUCCUGAAAACAGCCUCUUGCUUCCUUUUUCUUGGCCACGAGAGUACUUCGUGCAGUUUGGGUCUCCUCUUCCUGAUCACUGUAAUUCCGCAGACUUGCUGUGUGUUUGUGAAGCUGCCUGGUGUUAGGUCUUUGCAAGAUUAACGACCAUGUGUCAGAGUGACGUCUUCCAGUCAGUGAUACCGUUUCACCCUUUCUGUUCGUUUGUUUCUAACGUGUUUCCCAAGAAAUUGGCUCUAGGGGAAAGAUUUAACAAGUCAGGGGCAUCCAACGUUGCUG
Lontra canadensis (Northern American river otter) is the source of this 2270-nucleotide messenger RNA. RefSeq names its product WASP family member 3 (gene WASF3). Gene Ontology annotation, cellular component: SCAR complex; cytoskeleton. Gene Ontology annotation, biological process: positive regulation of Arp2/3 complex-mediated actin nucleation; actin cytoskeleton organization. The record is from RefSeq and is a predicted model, not a curated record. The coding region runs from base 231 to 1739 and encodes 502 amino acids. The transcript has 10 exons. Gene Ontology annotation, molecular function: protein kinase A regulatory subunit binding; actin binding; Arp2/3 complex binding. Lineage: Eukaryota; Metazoa; Chordata; Mammalia; Carnivora; Mustelidae.